AUGGAGGACAUCGAGAAGAAGUUGCAGACCGAGCCGACUGUCUCAGCAGUGGCCCAGGAACCCGUCAAGCCACGGGGCGUCUUUGCCAAAAUCCGCUACUAUGAGGAGCUGCUGGACCGCAAGCUCGGCAUCGAGUCUCACAGCUUGGACCGGGUGCAUCCUGAGGAUCGUCACCCGCCGAGUGAUGUAGUGAUGGCGUUCAUGUGGGCGUCUGCUACUAUGAACAUCAGCUGUUUCAGUACAGGGUUCCUGGGCAAGCAAUUUGGAUUAUCGUUGGGACAGACGAUUCCAAUUGUGAUGUUUGCAACGCUGCUAGGCGCAAUGGUGACUGGUUGGUGUGCAACUAUGGGACCUGGGACGGGUCUGCGUCAAGUUGCCAUUGCUCGAUUCUCGUUCGGGUACUAUCCCUCAUCGAUUAUUGCAUUGUUGAAUGUCAUCGAGCAGCUGGGUUGGGCAUCCGUCAACUGCAUCACUGGUGGGCUCGCACUCAGUGCUGUCUCGGACGGACGUGUCUCCAUUGCUGUGGGCGUGGUGAUCAUCGCCUGCGUGAGUCUACUAUUCAGCUUCGUUGGACUGCGUGGCGUCCUGCUGUAUGAGAAGUACGCUUGGAUGCUGUUCUUCGUGAUCUUCAUGAUCAUCUACGGCGAGGCUGCCCACCGCGCCAACAUCUCUGCCCCACCUACGGUCUCAGGCCUCGAGCGCUCGGGUAAUGUCCUGAGCUUGAUCAGUGUCGUGUAUGGAUCCAGUGCCUCGUGGAGUUCUAUCGUGUCGGACUUCUACGUUCACUAUCCCGUCAACACGCCCAAGAUCAAAGUCUUCUUGUAUACCACGCUUGGUAUCACGAUCCCGACUUGUAUCGGUAUGCUACUGGGUGCCUGUAUCAGCUCUGCGCUGGACACGAACCCCGAAUGGCAAGCUGCUUACGAUGUUGGAAUUGGUGAAAUCCUGAAGACAAUCAUCUACCCAACCGGAUUUGCCAAAUUCCUUCUCGUGCUCCUCGUCCUAUCUGGAAUUGGCGUGAACGUGAUUGCAAUUUACUCCGGUGCGCUAUCAGCUCAACUCUUCGCGCCCCCAUGCGCCAAGGUCCCCAGAGCAAUCUGGUCAUUCCUGGUAUUCGCCGGUGUCCUCGCACUGGGAAUUGCUGGCAGGAAUAAAUUGUUGGAUGUGUUGGAGAAUUUCCUCUCACUGCUGGGGUACUGGAAUACCUCCUUCUUUGCGAUUCUGUUUAUCGAGCAUUAUUAUUUCCGAAAGGGAAAUCUGGCCAACUACGAUCUAGACGCUUGGAACGAUUCUUCCCGCAUGCCGGUCGGGUAUGCGGGUCUAGGAGCAUUCUUGUGUGGUGCCGCUGGCUGGAUUGUGGGUAUGGUGGAGACAUACUAUGUCGGUGCACUUGCCAAUAUGAUCGGGAAGGACGGCGGUGACAUUGCUAACGAGCUGGCGUUGGUUUUCAGCUCAGUAUCUUAUCUGCCCAUUCGCAAACUCGAGUUGCGGUAUGUGGGACGAUGA
Molecule: messenger RNA, 1506 nt
Organism: Penicillium olsonii
Lineage: Eukaryota; Fungi; Ascomycota; Eurotiomycetes; Eurotiales; Aspergillaceae
Source: the annotation of a GenBank genome assembly